AGAGAAUGCAUGCUUGCUUCACAUGCACUGUUCGUACAAAUACACUCACAGACGCACACACACGCACACACACGUUCUCUCCACAGUCAGACGCAAGCUGAGCUGAGCGAAGCAUAACAGAAGAAAAGAUCCCUAACUAAAGAAAAUCCUCUGCAUCUCCCAGGAGGCUGAGAGAAGAGGAAGAGUUCAGCCAUCUCUCUUUUUCCAUCUGCCUCUUUCCAACUCCUCCCUGAAUCCUUCCUGAGCCUGACAGUCAGAUAGGCAGAGAAAGAGUGGUGGGAAACAGGAAGACAACAAGAAAGAGAAAAAGAAGAGUAGAGAGUGGUAUGAGGCGGUGAUGAUGGCUUUGGACAUGGAGAGGACGGUGUCUAAGCUCAUGUUUGACUUCCAGAGGAACUCCACCUCCGACGAUGACUCCGGCUGCGCUUUGGAGGAAUACGCUUGGGUGCCACCGGGCCUCAAACCUGAACAGGUUCACCAGUAUUACAGUUUCCUACCUGAAGAUAAGGUCCCCUACGUGAACAGCAUCGGUGAGAAGCAUCGCAUUAAGCAGCUCCUAAACCAGCUUCCACCUCAUGACAACGAGGUGCGAUAUUGUAAUUCACUGGAUGAAGAAGAGAAGAGAGAACUGAUGAUCUUUAGCAACCAGAGAAAAAGAGACAACCUGGGCCGAGGCACCGUCCGCCCUCUCCCUCUCACCAUAAAUGGAGCUGUUUGUGAACAAUGUGGAGGCCAAAUAAAUGGAGGAGAUAUUGCCGUAUUUGCCUCACGUGUGGGUCAUGGAUUGUGCUGGCAUCCGCACUGCUUUGUGUGCUGCAUGUGUGCUGAGUUGCUGGUGGAUCUAAUCUAUUUCCAUCAGGAUGGAAAGAUCUACUGUGGCCGCCACCAUGCUGAGCGACUCAAACCACGCUGUUCGGCUUGUGAUGAGAUUAUCUUUGCAGAUGAGUGCACGGAGGCAGAAGGAAGGCACUGGCACAUGAGACAUUUCUGCUGUUAUGAAUGUGAAGCUCCACUAGGUGGCCAGCGAUAUAUCAUGCGUGAGGGACGGCCUCACUGCUGCAACUGUUUCGAGUCACUCUAUGCUGAGUACUGUGAUGCAUGUGGAAAACAUAUAGGCAUAGACCAAGGACAAAUGGCAUAUGAGGGUCAACACUGGCAUGCCACUGAAGAAUGUUUCUGCUGUGCUCGCUGUCAUCAGUCUCUGCUGGGCCGUCCAUUUCUGCCAAAGCAGGGGCUCAUCUACUGCUCUCGCCUCUGCAGUCAGGGAGAUGAGCCUGAUCUGUCAGACUCCUCUGAUUCAGCUUUUCAGAGUGCCCGUUCACGCCAGUCACGACGCAGUGCACGAAUUGGCAAGCAGGGAGCAAAAAAUAACAAGGCAGAAAGUGUCAGGCAGCCAUCAACUGGCUCAGCAUCUGCAACAGGUGAGCGGCUUUCAGCGGAGGCAGACUCUUUGGUGGUGCAAAUGGACCUGCUAAGUGUGUCCAGCCCGGCUACAAGUCGUACCCCAAACCGCACACCAACAAGAACCCCAAGUAGGACCCCAAGUCGUUCACCAAGCCUGAACCGCAAGCAGUCUGUCUGGAUGAGCAGGGAUGAGCCAUACUCCUAUGAGUCCAAUCAAAGAGAUCCUUCCCCUUCCCCAAAUCCCCAUCAGCUACGGAGCCAAUGCAGUAUCCGGAGUCCAUAUCCUCCUUCUCCUAGCCAACCGCCCAAAGUGGUGAGCCCUCCAGAGUCCUGGCACAAAGAGCAACCAGGCAGUAAUCCCAAGAAGCCACCUGUAAUGGCAGCCCUGAGAGGCCACUCUUUUAAUGAAAACUGGAUGCAUCAUGGGCAGGAAACCGAGUUCCAUCCACCCAAACUAAAGACACAGAUGAGUUUCAAUGAAGUAUCUAGUCAUGGUGCUGGGUUCCUGGACAAGCGCAGUGUCAGUGUGCAAGGAUUCCCGAGGGAGAUGAGGCCUCCACUUCUAAGGAGUAGACAUCACAUUGGCCCAAGCUUUGGUGAACUGACACCCCUUGAGCAGACACCACGGGGGUCUGCAGACUCACUGGCCCUUUCUUAUGCCACAGGAAACUCUUUGGAUGGGACUACAAGGCGCCAGGAGCACCUUUCUCGCUUCUCAAUGCCUGAUUUAAGCAAGGACUCCGGUGUAAAUGUGUCUGAGAAAAGUGCAAUGGGUACCUUAAACUCAUCCAUGCAGUUCCGCAGCACUGAAUCCCUGUCAUCAGUCCCUAGACCUCUUGCAGAUCUGGGAAUGCCAGUCAGACUGAGGUACCCACCCCAACUCUACUGGAAUUCCUCUAGAGGUCUCAGCUUUGAUGAGCCAGCCAAAGGUCGCAUGGGACUUGCAGGGAGCAUGGGAAACGUUCAUUCGGUGACACCACGACCACGACGAGCUAAUACGCAAGAUUCUCCACGACAACAACGGCCAAGGCAACAACACCAUCGCAAAAGUCAUAAAAGACACAAAGGCCACCAUCGAUCCCGCCGCUCACGUUCUGAUAAUGCUCUUCAUUUGGCUGCUGAAAACCAGGGCUACCCUAGUGACCCUGUUCAGAGAUUCCAUGAUGACUUUCAGCGGUUGCCCUCAAGGAUGUCUCGUGACCCUUUUGGGGGAAAUUAUGCAUGUAGGCAGCAGUUUUUCCGGCCUUGCCCUCGAACCACUUCUGACUUGACCUUGCAGGACCCUGGAGGUCCAAGACUAGGACAGUACCUGGGCAGGUAUGGAGAGCUUGCAGAAGGUGAUGAUCACUUUUGUUCCACCUGCUCCUCUUCAUCAGAAGCAUCCGAUGAUGAAGGCUACUUUAUGGGAGAACCUAUCCCACGUCCAGUGCAAGUGCGUUAUCUUGACAAUGAAGAAUUGAGGCAGCGUUAUAGUCCCACUAUGAUGAGUGGUCACUCCCAGCUACAUACGCGUAGACGCAGAAAGAGUAAGAAUUGCAUCAUCUCAUAAGAGAGAGUUUGUACCUGUGUGAGUGUGGGGUGUGUCUCUUUGUGUCUAGACUGUAACCUUAUUGAAGCAUGAUCAAAUUAUAAACAAGAAAAACAUAAUGAUGUCCUCUGGAACUUAUUUCCACUGUUUACUGUGACAGAAGACGGCACAAAGAAAUGCAUUAUCUCAUAACGCAGGUAGUGUCUGUCAGUCGCUAUGUCUGAGUAUGUAACUUUAUUCAAAUAACUUACUUAAUAGAUUGUAAUCUUACAUAAGCAUGAUCAAAUCAUAAUCAACAAAACUUGAUCAUGUCUUCUGGACAUUAUAUUCUCUGUUUACUGUGACACAAGAUGACUUCAUGUGUGAACAAUUUGAAUAUUACAUUAAACAUUGUAUAUUCAAGAACACUUAAGUUCACUUGUAGAAACGUGCAAUAAGGAUGUGCAAUGUACCGGUGGUUUGAUACAAAAUAGGAAUGAGGCUUGAUGUGCACCGAGGGAACUGCUUUGAGUCAAGAAUUGGUAUUGGUGGGUUACCAUGAUAACUGGCUUUCAUAACAAUUGUAUUCUAAUCUUGUUUAUUCAGAAAUGUCUUAAAUUUGUGUAACUGUAUGUGUAAGGAGUGCAGGAUUGCUAACUCAGUCAUGUGGCUUGAUCUGUCAAUACUGAUUAUGAAGUCUGAUAACGAAGACUGAGGGGACUUGGUUUUAAAUACAAAUCUAAUCUGCCCCAGCUUCAAGGUAAAAAUUUCUUUUUUCGCUCUUUGAAUCUGUCUCUCUAUCUUUUAUUGUCUAUUUGAGAGCCAGUUCAUCUGGACCCAUAUACUAGUUAUUGUUUCCAUUGUUCUAAUUGCUUGCACCCUGUUCUGUCAAUGACAUAUUAAAAUAACUUACCUUUGCUUUUGAGAAUAGCAAUGUUUGGUAUAGUCCUGUUUUAAAUGCAAUAUACUUUUUUCCAAAGUCCACAUUUUAAUAAUGUUAUCUUUAAAUUAUAUGUAUGUACAGUGAUUUUCAAAAGUAAUAUAAGUCAUGGCUGUAGUAUUGUAAAUGUUAUGUAAAUAUAGUCUUAAAUAUUUCUAUAUUUUGUAUCCUCAGAAGCAUUAUUUGUAUCAUAUUGUAGAGCGUUAACUGCAUGUAUCCCCAGUUCAUGUCUUGUAUCUGAAUUAAAUAAUAUUUCAAUUAUCAAUAAACUUAGGUAUUUAUUUCUUUCCAUAUGGAUGUUUCAUGAUCAGGUUUCCGAUGUUUUGAUGGAUUGAUACAGAUGUGAUGGAAUAUUAUAUAAGUGCUCUGAAAAUGAAUUAAAGUAAAAGGCUUUUCAAUAUAAAAGUUUAUUGAAACAUAAUACAUGAAUCAUAUUAUAUUUAUUCAUUUUUACCAACAGCGUGGUUGAAUUCUCAGAUCUAAUUGGUCAGUAAGUGUUUGCUAAUUUUGCAGCACUGCUGAAACAGUAGCUCGGUAGUAGCUGUAGGAAUAAUAAGUUUCUAGUACUAUGAUAAUAAUUUUCAAAUAGCUUUGGAUUUUUUAUUUUUUUUGCAUAGAACAGCAGUUAAGGACAACUUG
Molecule: messenger RNA, 4490 nt
Organism: Tachysurus fulvidraco (yellow catfish)
Lineage: Eukaryota; Metazoa; Chordata; Actinopteri; Siluriformes; Bagridae
Gene: prickle2a
Product: prickle homolog 2a
Exons: 8
Coding region: 338-2953 (871 amino acids)
Molecular function (GO): zinc ion binding
Source: RefSeq, a predicted model, not a curated record